GAACACUGGCUCGCGCUUGGCCCGGACAGUUCAGCUUCCGAACACAGGGACAGCUCCUAGGUGCUGAAAUUGUCGCGGCUCUGAACGAACCGUCUUCUACAGUAAAAAAUUAUUUAUAUAAAAACAUAGCCUGAUAUAUAAACGAGGAAAAGCCACUGACUGACACGAAGCCUUCGAAGCAGAUGGCUGCCACUCAGGGGACCACUCAAGGGAAGGAGGGCGGGGACCAGAACUUUGACUACAUGUUCAAACUGCUGAUCAUUGGCAACAGCAGCGUGGGUAAAACCUCCUUCUUGUUCCGCUAUGCUGACGAUGCCUUCACCUCAGCUUUCGUCAGCACCGUGGGCAUCGACUUCAAAGUCAAGACCGUCUACAAGAACGACAAGAUGAUCAAACUGCAGAUCUGGGACACGGCAGGACAGGAGCGGUACCGGACCAUCACUACUGCAUACUACCGCGGAGCCAUGGGCUUCAUCCUUAUGUAUGACAUCACCAAUGAGGAGUCCUUCCAUUGUGUGCAGGACUGGUCGACCCAGAUUAAGACCUAUUCGUGGGACAACGCCCAGGUGGUGCUGGCUGGGAACAAGUGUGACAUGGAGGAGGAGAGGGUGGUGGCUGCAGACAGUGGGAGACAGCUGGCAGAACAACUGGGUUUUGAGUUCUUUGAAACAAGUGCCAAGGACAACAUCAAUGUCAAGCAGACCUUUGAGCGCCUCGUUGACAUCAUCUGUGACAGGAUGUCCGAGAGCCUGGACACUGAUCCUGCCGUUACCACGGGAACGCCUAGCACCAAACUGACAGACAGCGCCCCGCCCCUCCAGCAGCCCGCCUGUAACUGUUAGUGGCUCCUCCCACUCCCUCUGUUGCCAAGAUACCCAGUCCCUUAGAUAUAGUUUGCAUCCCAAAUGGCACCCUUUCCCUAUAUAAUGCACUACUUUUGACCAGGGCCCAUAGGGCUCUAGUCAAAGGUAGUGUACUUUAUAGGGAAAAGGGUGCCAUUUGCGACUCAGCUGUAGUCUUAAAGUAGGGGUGCACAACUAAGGUCCUGAAUGGCUGCAGUAAAGGCAGAUUUUCCUCCUUGCCUUUUAAUCAGAGAUUGACUUGUAUAGAUACUGUAGGUGCACUCUCUGGCCAAUCAGUUACAGUAGUCCAUCAGUUAAGUGCCAGGAUGGAAGGAUACCCAGCAGGACUGCGGACUGGAGUUGUGCACCCCUGUCUUGUAGUAUUCUGAUGUGUCAUCUGACCACUUUUUAUCAUCGUACAUCAGCCUGGGUGCCAGUCUGUUUCUGUUCUCUUGCCAACUCCUUAUGGAAUUGUCAUGCCAAACAUGGCUUUGCAAUGGCAACAAUGGAGUUGGCAAGAGCACUGAUCUGUGACCAGGCAAGCAAUCAAUGUAUGUCCCUCUAUAGCUGUGUUGAGGUACACCUUUACCUAGAAACACAGAGGGUCUGAAUAUGUCUGAUGAGUAUGUCUGUGUAGGCCUAUUACAGGAUGGCUGAUGAUAUGACACUACAAACAUGCAUUAUCCUCUUUAGCUUACCUUACAACAUAAAACAUUAUGCUUGUAAAGGCUGUUAGAAUUCAAUGUGUGGUCCAUGCACUUACUGCACAAUAGCCUUCCAACUGGCUUCAAAGACUUGUAAUCUAAUUCUAAACGAACCCAUAGCUUUGUCAGUGUUUUUAAUGUCCAUCCUAAAACUUGCCGGACACACUUGCAGGGGAUAAAGUUUAUGCAUUUAUUAUGUUUGUGUUACAUAUUGUCUUCUGCCGCAGCCAAAAGCUAUUAUUCCGUGUACUGUAGACAAACUGGUAGGUGGUAGUUCAUUUCUGUUUGCGGUGUGUGUGUGUGUGUGUGUGUGUGUGUGUGUGUGUGUGUGUGUGUGUGUGUGUGUGUGUGUGUGUGUGUGUGUGUGUGUGUGAGUGUGGCAGUGUGAUAAAUCUCAAUAAUUUACCUUGGAUUAAAAAAAAAAAAUGUGGCCUUUUAGUAUUUCCAACAUGGCCUCUUCUCCUUUGUGCUCACCUGCCACAUUUAUUUCAUAUUUCAUGAAUAUACUACAUUGUGUCUGUGAGUACUGUAUACUGUACAUGUGUAUUUGUAUUAGUAGUCCUGAUAUGUCAUCUGAUGAGUGUCUACAUUUCUGCAAAACUGAAUAGAUCCUCUUUUCCAAGCCUUAUUAAGAAAAAUGACACAAAUGAUGUCAAAUGACCAAUAACCUAAGUUGUGUUGUUCUAACCAGACCCUUACAGUUAUCUUUACCCAAACUACAAACCAACCCUUCCCUCAUGUCCACUUCCGAAUAGAGAAAGAAAAUAAAAAAUGAACACAGCCAAGAUAUUAUAUGUUAUGACAGAUGGAUACUGAAGCCCUGAUCGAGUCUGUCUGACUGGAUAAACAUCAAUAUCCUCUGAAACAAUAUUUUUAGGGAGAAUGGUGUCAAUAUUUCAUAUACCUAAGAAAGUGCACCUUUUCCACAUCCCUGAACAGCUUAUACAUGUAAGAAUCAUGUUGUUAUUGUCUCCAUCCUUGGCUGAAGCAAAUUGUCCUUUACAUAUAGUAUGUCCUGACAGUCCUGCACCUCCCAGUAAAUAUAAUCUAUCACAUAUUAGGUGAAUAAGUACAUACAUAUGAUAUAUGUAAUUGUGGCAACAAAAAAACAGUCUGUAGUUUGUUUUGCAUCGUCUAGUGUCUUUGGAUAGAAAAUGAAAGGUUCAAAAAAGAAAAGUUGCAUGAAGACAUUGAAUUAUCUAUAUUUAUAUCUCUAAGGGUGUAUGUUAUCUAUGUUAUAGAUAUAAUUAGAAUUAAGUGCAUCCUCAUAGCUUUGGCUGUGUGAUGCAAUGGGCCAACAAGUGCAAUAAUUUAUGAAUUUAUUCCUGUACAUAGUCCUUCUAGUACAGUAUAUCUGCAGUUGUGUGACUGGUCUAAUGUUGGUGUUGUACUGUAGUACACUGCAAGCAUCACACACACACUAAGUGUGUGUGUAUUGUGUGUGUGUGUGUGUGUGUGUGUGUGUGUGUGUGUGUGUGUGUGUGUGUGUGUGUGUGUGUGUGUGUGUGUGUGUCUGUGUGUGUGUGUGCUUUAUCUGGGAUUUGCAGUGAGGUGAAGUAGUGUGUGUGUGUGUUUAUUACUUAUUGUAUGUGUGUACCUUUUCUACUAAUGUAUUCAUGCACUAUAUACCGUUCCUGCUAGCUAACUGUUGGUGAACUCGUACUAUACGUCAAAAUGCAGUAUUGUGGAAGAUAGUCAGGGAAAUUAGUGUAUGCCAUAUGCUGUGCUGAUAUUAAGUCUGUGUUAUAAAAAAGGGAAAUAUCUCAACUCAAACAUGAUGUUGUCUGUGUGAGAUUAUUAUUUACCUGUACAUGAAUAAUAGCCAUUACCAUGCUGAGAUUGAAACUACUAACAUCUCUACAUUCAAAUCCCCUGUCAUCUACUUCCUCAUCUGUGAUCAUGCAUAUUCAUGACCUCCGCUAUUCAGUCCACUGGGCACAGACGUCAGUUCAACGUCUAUUCCACGUUGGUUCAACAUAAUUUAAUUGAAAUUACGUGGAAACAACAUUGAUUCAACCAGUGUGUUCCCAGUGGGAGGUGAAAAGCCACUCUAUGUUGUUACUGAUGAAGGCUUAAGAAUAACAAUAAUCAUUAUUAAUUGUACUUAUGAAGUGCUUUUGAAGAACUUGAAGAGGCUUGCUCGCACUCUCAUAUGCUCGCACUCUGAUCACCUCAUUAAAGUGUGGACUGACAUUAAACUGGAUAUAUUAUUUGUACCUUCAAGUGCAAGCAAGCAAUGUACAAACUAUGUUUUUGAGAUGACAGCAAAUAAACAAAUUGUAUUAA
This is a messenger RNA of Coregonus clupeaformis (lake whitefish), 3832 nucleotides long. RefSeq names its product ras-related protein Rab-3C. The record is from RefSeq and is a predicted model, not a curated record. Lineage: Eukaryota; Metazoa; Chordata; Actinopteri; Salmoniformes; Salmonidae. Gene Ontology annotation, molecular function: GTPase activity; GTP binding. Bases 183 to 842 code for a protein of 219 amino acids. Gene Ontology annotation, biological process: regulation of exocytosis; protein secretion; protein localization to plasma membrane. The transcript is spliced from 5 exons. Gene Ontology annotation, cellular component: endosome; synaptic vesicle; plasma membrane.